Molecule: messenger RNA, 1113 nt
Organism: Dichotomopilus funicola
Lineage: Eukaryota; Fungi; Ascomycota; Sordariomycetes; Sordariales; Chaetomiaceae
Exons: 3
Coding region: 1-1113 (370 amino acids)
Source: RefSeq, a predicted model, not a curated record
AUGAAGUUAACACCGAUCAAGGUGAAAGGAAAAUUGGCUCACAAAAAGACAUGGAAACCACCCGAAAAGCCAGCCGCCCAGGCGUCGAAGAAGCGACAGUCGAAGAAGCGACAGCGAGACGCAGACGGGGACGACAUCCCUCAGCCACUUCAGAGGCGCUUCAAGUCAAGCAAGCCCGCUGCUGCUAUUGAGGAACUGCCCACCGAGAUUCUUGAACGCAUCAUAAUCAUGUCUCGGAAUCUCAACUUUCUACGCAGUAGCCUGCGAAUCGGCUAUCGUUUUUCUUCCCGGUCCUUCAUGAGUGAGCUCCUGGUAGCCGCCUUUGAGCCCACCUGGGAGAUGUGGCUGGGCUACCCCAAGAGCGAUGCCAUUCUUAGAUGCACCCGGGAGAGAGUGCGGUUCAACAAUAGGAUGCUCGAGGCAGUUAACUACCCGUUGCUGAAGCCAGAAUCAGUUCCCGGCGAUCCGGAUUUCCAGAGCUCAGUGCUCGCCUGCACAUGGGUGAAUACGGCGGUUAUCCUCGAGGCGCAGCAGAAAUGGUAUCGAAAGAAUGGCGGACCUGGCGACCUCCCUAGACAUUUAGACUCCCCCAUACCUCCAUCGGUUCGUCCUUCCUUAGGGAACGUGGACGACGUAGAUCUCUUGUUCCAACGGGACUGGGACGAGUUCAAGGCCUCCUGCGGAAUUAUCUUGAGCGUAGAAAUCAAAGGACUAUCCCCGUCCAUCGUUCAACCCACAACGCUAUCUUGGAGACCACGCUACAUGGAACUUCAUCCUCUGAUCAAGAUACCGGAGCGACUUAUCACGGGCCCAUUUGACUGGGAAGUGGCGAAGACGACGUUCUGGUUGGUUCGUGGGGGCGUCACCACAAAAUUGGACCAGGCGUGGUCGUGGGAGGUUACCAAGAGGGGAUUCGAUAUCAUCAUUACCCUAAGCGACAAGGAGCUUAUGGUGACAUUAUUGCUCCUAUGGGCGGAGUUGGAGUGCUUCAGAAACUGGCCGCCGUUCCUGUGGAAGUCCGUCUUGGAGGAGGCUGUCGCGCAGUUGGACUAUGCCUACCACGACGAUGAUCGGAAUUUUUGGCGGGCACUUUCUCUACUGCGACGGCGAUGA